Molecule: messenger RNA, 1272 nt
Organism: Propithecus coquereli (Coquerel's sifaka)
Lineage: Eukaryota; Metazoa; Chordata; Mammalia; Primates; Indriidae
Gene: LRRC23
Product: leucine rich repeat containing 23
Exons: 7
Coding region: 205-1239 (344 amino acids)
Molecular function (GO): protein binding
Source: RefSeq, a predicted model, not a curated record
GCCUCCCUCCCGCUCUCUCUUCGCAGUCCGGCCCCCUGUUUUACGUCCUCCGCCAAUCAUCGCCCAGAAGCUCUUUCCGCGCCUCAUCCGGGUUCCUGGGUUCGGGACGGUGGCCUCGUAACCAGGCAACUACUAAUCCACCUCCUCUGGGGCGGAUUGGCGGAUCAGGUGAGGACCGAGCUUGAUCUUCGGGCAGGAAGAAAGAUGUCAGAUGAAGAUGAUCUGGAUGACUUUGAGCCAGACCAGGAUGAUCUUGAAAAAGAAGAUGAUGAGAAGGAUACAGAGGAUUGGGAGGACAACAGGAAAGAGGGGGAAGAAUACUCUGAGGAACGGAUGCCCACCCCGCUUACGGAGGACAUGAUGAAGGAAGCGCUUUCUUUGCUCUGUAAGACCGGCAACGGACUGGCUCACGCCUAUGUGAAGCUGGAGGUUAAAGAGAGGGACUUGACAGACAUCUCCUUGCUGCGUUCCUACAUCCAUCUGCGCUAUGUGGAUGUUUCUGAGAACCACCUGACAGACCUGUCGCCACUCAAUCACCUCACCCACCUGCUCUGGCUCAAGGCUGAUGGCAAUCGGCUGCGGAGUGCCCGGUUGAAUGAACUGCCCUACCUGCAGAUUGCCAGUUUUGCCUAUAACCAGAUCACUGACACUGAGGGCAUCUCUCAUCCUCGCCUGGGAAGCCUAGAUCUCAAAGGGAACCACAUCCGCCUUGUGACAGAUCUCGACCCCCAAAAGUUGAUCAGUCUGCACACACUGGAGCUUCGGGGGAACCAGCUGGAAAGCACCCUGGGAAUCAACCUCCCUAAGCUGAAGAAUCUCUACCUGGCCCAGAACUUGCUGAAGAAAGUGGAAGGCUUGGAGAACCUAAGCAAUCUCACCACUUUGCAUCUUCGAGACAACCAGAUUGAAACUCUGAGUGGCUUCUCCGGGGAAAUGAAAUCACUGCAGUACCUCAACCUGAGGGGCAACAUGGUGACUGACCUGGGGGAGCUGGCCAAGCUUCGGGACCUGCCCAAGCUGCGAGCCUUGGUGCUGUUGGACAACCCGUGCACAGAUGAGACUGACUACCGCCAGGAGGCCCUGGUGCAGAUGGCACACCUUGAACGCCUGGACAAGGACUUCUAUGAGGAGGAGGAGCGGGCUGAGGCCAAUGAGAUCCGUCAGAGGCUGAAGGAGGACCAGGAGCAGGAGGCUGAUCCUGAGCAUGACACGGAAUCAGACCAGCCAUCCAGCCAUUGACGUCGCAGCAGUUCUUCUAGCCUCCAAAGAUAG